Capsicum annuum is the source of this 550-nucleotide messenger RNA. RefSeq lists its product as uncharacterized. Lineage: Eukaryota; Viridiplantae; Streptophyta; Magnoliopsida; Solanales; Solanaceae. The record is from RefSeq and is a predicted model, not a curated record. Gene Ontology annotation, molecular function: acetylglucosaminyltransferase activity.
UCAGUUCGAUUUGCGCGGUGACAUAUCGGGAUUAUUAUCAUCGCAUCCAAAAGCGCCAUUAAUGUCCCUUCACCAUUUUGAUGCUACAUCGCCGAUUUUCCCUUCAAUGGAUCGGAUACAAUCAACAAAACACCUCAUGAGAGCGGCAAAUUACGAUCAAUCUCGAAUGUUACAACAAACAAUAUGUCACCAUAGGUCUAGCAAUUGGACAUUUUCAGUAUCGUGGGGAUAUUCAGUUCAUAUUUACGAGAAAAUUAUGCCUAGGAGUCAUUUAAUUAAACCUAUUCAAACAUUUAGUGCUUGGGUUGCCAAGCCUGAGAAUCCUCCAUAUUACAUGUUUAAUACGAGGUCGUCUGUAAAGGAUUCUUGUGAAACUCCUCAUCUGUUUUUCUUAAAAUCUAUUGGAGAAACGUGGAAUAGGAAUGAAAUUAUGGCCACGUAUUCUCGAUCGGCGGUGCGGCGGUUACCGGGUUGUCCGAUCGGUGGCAACCAUCCGGCAAAUUAUGUCAACAAGAUUCAAGUCUACUCUCGUAGAACAAAACGUACAGAG